Messenger RNA from Didymosphaeria variabile, 1176 nucleotides. RefSeq lists its product as uncharacterized. The record is from RefSeq and is a predicted model, not a curated record. Lineage: Eukaryota; Fungi; Ascomycota; Dothideomycetes; Pleosporales; Didymosphaeriaceae. The coding region runs from base 1 to 1176 and encodes 391 amino acids. The transcript is spliced from 3 exons.
AUGUUUGACGAUUACGAUGCUCGGCUUCGAAACGACGAACAUUACUUUGGACGAAAUAUACUGAAUGGACGUGGCAACGAGAUUAUCGAAGUGUAUGGUGAAGAAGCCGAUACCGAGCAGCGAUUUCGUGAAGAGUCGAUCACAGAAGAUGGGAUAAGGACCUGGCUUGAUAAGUAUGACGCAGCAGCAUUGAAGCCACUACUUCGCGUCUUCGUUUGUGCGCCUGAGCAGCAUACUUCUGACGCGGAGGUCAUCGCUCUUCCUUUCUCGUGCGCUACGCUUCAAGACAUUCGUAAAAAAUGGAACCUGCCAAGUGAAUUCCUCCGGAUGCUACUCAGCACAAUGCCUAUCAAAGCGAAGUUCAGCAUCGACCAUUCGAGUGCUACGCCAGUGGGCAUUAUGCUUCGUGGGGGUCGUUCCAAGGACUGGAAUUACUGUGUUGCGACCACCAAAUGCCCCACCACUGGUAUCGUCAACUGCUUUGUGCACGGCCUGCAGGCCAACGAGAUUGACGACAUGAAGCGAUGCUUGCGGGGUUCGAUUGAAUAUGCAUACCACGCGAUGCUUCUCCCUACCAUUCUGGUAGAAUGGAAAAUUCAUCAUUUCGCUGUGCUGCUCGAGCGAAGAGCUCAGUACCUGGCAAGUGUCGAGAAGGAGACCGGUCUCAUACAUGGCGCGGCAGAUGAUCCAAAAGCGAAUCUGUCUCCACAACAGCGCAUUGCGCGCCUUGAAGAGAUCGACUUCGGUCAUAUUACACAGAAGCUGACCGGUCUUCUCGGAACCUUAUACUUUUGCGGUUUAACAUUUCAAGGCGGUCUGAACUCUUUAGGGCUGAUUGAAGAAGUUUCGAAGCCUCCCGGGGACCUUCCGGAUUGCUUCGUCCGGCGGAUCACAUACUUGAAAGGCCUCAUUGCAGGCGCAGAGGAUUCCAAAAGAUUACUCGAGGCUAGAGCGCAAGCACAGGUAGAUACCGUCUACAGCUUGAUUUCGCAGCGGCAUGCUGAAAAUGCGCUCAAUGAAAACUAUGUCAUGCGCAUCAUGGCAAUUGUGACACUGAUCUUUCUUCCUGCCACUGCUGUCGCAGUAAGUUGUACGCCGCGCCUUAUUGUUUCUGUGUUCGCUGACAAUGCGACAGACGAUGUUCAGCACGUCUUUCUGGAACUGGAUGCCAGAUGA